Molecule: messenger RNA, 3978 nt
Organism: Hemiscyllium ocellatum (epaulette shark)
Lineage: Eukaryota; Metazoa; Chordata; Chondrichthyes; Orectolobiformes; Hemiscylliidae
Gene: mrps16
Product: mitochondrial ribosomal protein S16
Exons: 4
Coding region: 127-540 (137 amino acids)
Biological process (GO): mitochondrial translation
Cellular component (GO): ribosome; mitochondrial small ribosomal subunit
Molecular function (GO): structural constituent of ribosome
Source: RefSeq, a predicted model, not a curated record
GUGUAUCAAGAUGGCGGCGCGCAGUGUGAGGUGUUGAAGAGCAACCGCGAAGGAGGGAGCGGGAGCGGGACAAACACGUUUACCCAGGAGGGUUAUUUGAUGGUGUAAAUUUGGAAGAGAAAAAUCAUGGUGCAUCUCUCCUCGAAUCUGCACAAAUACUAUCACCGGGGGUUUGUGUGUAUACGCCUAGCUUUGGGCGGCUGUACAAAUCGACCCUUCUAUCGAAUUGUCGCGGCGCACAACAAGAGGGCCAGGGAUGGCAAAUACCUGGAGCAGCUCGGCUCAUAUGACCCGAUGCCCAACAUCUUCAAUGAGAAAUUAGUCAGUUUUAACUUCGAGAGGAUCAAGUAUUGGCUGGCCUGCGGGGCGCACAUGACAAAGCCUGUUGAAAAACUAUUAGGUCUAUCUGGGUUUUUCCCUCUGCACCCCAUGACUGUGACUGGGGCAGAGCGAUUUCACAAGAAGACGGUACUAAUGGCUCAAAUGGAGUCCAAAGAAGAGGCUGUGGAAACUACAGAGGAUGAGCAGCCGAGGAGCUAAUCCCCAGAGUUAGCAGUGCUGGAUAUGGACAUUAACAGUUGCCACAGCUUCACUGAGUAUCAUCUGUAACAAGCCCAGGAAAAAACUGUUUACCAGAUUCCAGCCAGUGCUCCCAUGACAGCAAACAGUGACCUGGAGCUUAAUUGCUCUCCAAUUAAGACAGUUGUAAAGAGAAAAUUUUAAAACUGAGACCAUCAAUAUUAACAAAAUCCAAAAUUGCUGGACAAACUCAGCAACUCUGGCAGGAUCUGUGGUAAAGAAAGCAAUUAGUGUUUUGAGCUGUUGCCAGACGUGCUGAGUUUCUCCAGCAUUUUCUUUAUCUGUUUCAGCUCUCCGUCACUCAGUGCUUUGCUUAAUGUUUUGACCUCUUAAUAUUAUGUAGCUCCCAGUUUCAACUUUGUGUUAGACAUUCCUGUAUGCAGUCUUCAAAUAUAGACCAGGUUAGAAAUGGUAAGGUUUAAGGUGGGUGUGUUUGAUCAGGUGAUGAUGGGAUUAUCCCUUAUUCCUGUUGGAGGUGACUGAACCCCACUGAGAGUAAUAAUUUGUUGGGACUUUAAAUUUAACAUUUUGUUUCUGCUGUCUUUGAUUCCCUGAAGUAUUCCAAUUGUUUCUGCUCAUCCGUCCCUUCUUUUGUCAUUCCUCAACCUUUAGCCCAGCUUCCUUUUCCAUACGCGCAUCACCCACUGUGUGAAAAUGUUGCCCCAUGAGUCCCUUUUUUAUCAUUCCCCUCUCAUCCUAAACCUAUGCCCUCUAGUUCAGGACUCCCCCCACUCCAGGGGAAAUACUUGUCUAUUUAUCCUAUCCAAACUCCUCAUGAUUUUAUAAACCUCUCUAAGGUCACCCCUCAGCCUCCAAUACCCCAGGGAAAACAGCCCCGUGUAUCCCAGCAUAAUGCCAAAGUAUGAAAUUCUAACCAAUUUAAGAAUGGGCAGUGUUUAGUGUGACCUAGUUGCUGCCCAGCUGGUGUGCAGCAACUUGUCUUGUGGUGAGACAGGUUCAUAUGUUCUGUAGUGAACAAGGCCCCUAUUUCUAGGGAUGAGUUAUGAUGUCCCAUCCUCCAUUCUAUAGUCAUGUUUUUUUUUUUGAAGCUCCCAAGCCUGACAUUUGAAAUUGAGGCUGGACUACUGGACUGGCAGUCCCUAAUACUUAGCCCCUAUUGCUAACUCACAGUGUCUGGCCUUUGUUUGUGCUUUUCUGACUGCUUUGAGCCAUGAGAUGUUACUUCCACCAUCAAAAAUGGUUUUGCAAUUGACACGUGACAGAGUCAAUGGUUCUCCUAGGAACCACAGGAUUUCCAGUGAGUUGCUGGAUUUUGUGACUGAAGUUCAAAAGGGCUUUGUAAUAACUUGCAACCAAACUUCAGAAUAAACCUCUGCUCUCCUGACCCCAUAACCUACCCCUCUGGCGCACUCUUGAAAGAAAAGCGGUGACUCGAGAAGAAAAUGGAAUUAGCUGCGUCUGCUGUGCUCAGUGUGAACACUGUCAUCUGAGUCAAAAUCAAAACCAGAGGCUUUAGCACAGUGCAGGCUGAGUGUGCAGCGUUUAGACUAUGGGGGUCAUCACUACCACGGCAGUACUCCUCGUGCUUGCUGUUCUCUCGUGCACUAACUCUUCGGUGAUGGGGUACAGGGAUACAGAUGGGACAGUAGCCUGACUGGGAAUUGUUUCCAGAACUGAUUUUGUCUUUCUGUUGCAACAGAGUCCCUGGGUGGUUAGUGCAAAACUUGUAGUUGGAGUGUAAACAUUUUAGAAGCUUGUUUAAAAAGCAAUUGGUAGCUGUGUCAAAGACCACUCUGUUCUGAUGUUUUGAACAGUCUUCCUAUCGUAGUGAUCACGUGUGUAAAACGUAAGAGGCUUUCAUCCAGCAGUUGAGGUGUAUGAGUCUUCUCUGAGCCAGGGUCUGUGGUCUGAGCAUGAAGUAUGAUAAGCCACCUCUGGAAAAGAUGGUUUUGGGUGCUUGUUACAUUUUCCCUUUUUGCUUAACAAUAUUUCAGUAAUUGUUGAAAUAAUUAUAUGAAUAAAUCCAGAACUAAUUUUAAACAAGUUGAUUUCCUUUGCAGGAAUAUUGUACCGAAAAUGAUAUUUUUUAAAAAACUGGAAAUAUCCAGUAGUUCAGACAGUAGCUGUGAGGAGGAACUGAGCGCAUGUCUCUGUUGAGAUGAAUUGAUCCUUUUCUGAUGAGAGGUCAUCAGCCUGAGAUGUUAGUUCUGUUUCUCUCCACAGAUUCUGCCUGACCUGCUGAGUACUUAAUGUUUUUAUUUCUGAUAUCCAGUGUCUGCAGUGUUUUGCUUUUGUGACUAAAGUGAUAUGUUAUGAGCAACUGUGCAGGAGGGGCUAGUUAUGCCUGAAACGUCGAAUUUCCUGUUCCUUGGAUGCGCCUAACCUGCUGUGCUUUAACCAGCAACACAUUUUCAGGAGGGGCUAGUUACAAAGUGUGGCAGGCUAGUGGAAAGAUUGCAAUGUCACGUUGCACCAUCCUAAGUGAACGGUUGUCCGGUUUUAUUUUUUCCUCUUUUAUUUACUUUACCAAACUGUAUAAAAUAUUAACAGUGAACAAUAAACAGCAGUUUAUAAGAAACAGCAAUUUACAGGGGAAGGAGGUGGCAAGGCCAAACCUCCACUCUGCAACCAAUUCACAGGGGAAUGUGGACGAACCCCAAAUGCUAUCCCUUCCUCACCAAAGAGGAAACAGUAGACGCAAACGUACAAAACAGUCCGAUCAACCAAACAAUAAAGCAGUGCAUGUUUUACACACACACACACACACACACACACACACACACACACACACACACACUUGGUAAACUAGCAGUUUGUCCAAUUUUAUUUGGUGGGUAUUGUUAACUGAAGCCAAUAUAAAUUAAACAGCCGCUCCCUUAUUGCUGUUUCUGGGCACACCUGAUAUAAUGGUGCUAGGACACCAGGUAAAGUCUGUGUUCUCCUGUUCACCCCCUGCCCUGCCCCAAUCAUUCACAAACCCCUCCCCCGAGUGCAGGAGGAACAUGUAGCAGUGUAAGCUGGUUGUAUAGAUUGAUUGAUUCUAAAGGUGUUUUGUUAAUGCAAGCAAAGACCUGAAAAAUUAUCCUGUGAAGCCGUACACUGUAUAGAUCUCCCUCAGCUGAAAUGCUUCAGAUGUUGGAAAUCUAAUGAACACGCAAUCUUGGAAGGGCUAGGUAAGUCUAGCUGUAUCUAUGGAGAGGGAGAUCAAGUUAACAUUUCUGGUUGAUGAGCUCCAGUCAAAACUGAAGAUUUAGAGAUUUAAGGUAGGGAUUCUGUGGGGAAUGGGAUCAAUUUGUAUUAAGAGAACAAUACAAAGACUUUAAUGUAUCUUGCACAACCACCGGGUGUAGAACAUUUUAUGUCCAAUGCAGUAUUUUUGAAAUGUCGUCACAGUUGGAAUGUGUGUAAUGUGGAAUAGCCCUGGCUAGACACAAUGGA